Messenger RNA from Macrosteles quadrilineatus (aster leafhopper), 1260 nucleotides. RefSeq lists its product as uncharacterized. NCBI's taxonomy places the organism in Eukaryota, Metazoa, Arthropoda, Insecta, Hemiptera, Cicadellidae. The record is from RefSeq and is a predicted model, not a curated record. The transcript has 5 exons. The coding region runs from base 51 to 1022 and encodes 323 amino acids. Gene Ontology annotation, molecular function: N-acetylmuramoyl-L-alanine amidase activity; zinc ion binding. Gene Ontology annotation, biological process: peptidoglycan catabolic process.
CAAAGGGUCGGUUGAUAGUGUGAGUCAGCUAUACAGUGGCAUCAGCAGUCAUGAAAACAACACUUCUUCUAUGUAUAUACGUGAGUUUCGCUCUAGCUCCUACAUUUACUAGGGCAAGAAUCGUAGUUGUCCCAGGAAGUGGUAGUUCUCCUGAAGAUAAGUUGGGCCGCAAUGAGGAUGAGUUGAGCCGCAAUGAGGGUACAUUGAGCCGCAUCGAAGACAAGUUGAGUCGCAUUGGUAAUACGUUGGUCCGCAAAUCUACCAAAUACAUACAUUCAGUAACCCCAGUUACUCAAGAAGAUUUCAACCCAACAUUGAUUGACACAGAAGCAUCCCCCGCAGAACGUAACCAAUUCGAAGACAUUUGUAUGAGGUUGAAGGCCCUGGAAGACUUUCUUGAAGACCAAGAAAAACGUAAAACAUCAUCGAGACACUCACAAUGUAAGAAAGAAUGCGAACAUAAGACAAUGGAAGAGGAAGGGUUCAGUACUGAUUUGAACCUAGAGACUCGGGAGAAGUGGAACGCGGACCCUCCAUUCUCCAUUGAGCCUUUGCACGGCCCGGCUCAGUACGUGUUUUGCGCCCUGCAGACGGAAUGUGAGCCUUGCAAAGACAAUCAGCAUUGCUCCACAAUGAUGAGGGAGAUACAAAGCGAACACGCCGUCUUCGAGAAGCUACCAGACAUCAGAUACAAUUUCCUGAUCGGCGGCGACGGUCGUGUGUACGAAGGCAGAGGAUGGAAUGUUCGUCCAACGCUACCAGAGAGAUACUCUAGUUUGAGUGAUAGAAGCUACUACAUCGGAUUCAUAGGCGAUCUCUCAGAUCCUCGUCCCAACACAGAAAUGUUGGAGCUCAAAAAUAGAGUGAUAAGAAACGGGUUUAAGAGAGGUGCAAUUCGAAUUAAGUUCUUAGAGUUUCUCCUACUGUUUCAUAAAGGUUUACCGAACGCACAGAUAGACUAUGUAUAUAAACACCUGAGAUCGGGGAAAAACAAAUUUCUAACUAAUAACACAGUUUCAUAGAUACAAGGAGCGAAGACUUUACCCACUAGUCCAUAAAACCUUUACACCAAAAUUUCUGGUUCUAAAUAGUAAACAUUUGAAUCAGUAAGUGGACAUUUUUAAGUUCUCGCUCAAAAUAAGUAAAUUAAACCUCAAUGUAUUGUGUUGCAGAAGAACCCACCCAGUUGAUGCUGGAUGCUCGAGAUAUGUUAAUGUCGCAUAUGCUAACAGAUAAAAAGCUGAAUUCGAGAUUUUUGCA